Molecule: messenger RNA, 1863 nt
Organism: Paracoccidioides lutzii Pb01
Exons: 5
Coding region: 1-1863 (620 amino acids)
Biological process (GO): cell-cell adhesion
Cellular component (GO): plasma membrane
Molecular function (GO): myosin binding
Source: RefSeq, a predicted model, not a curated record
AUGGAGGCGCUGAUUUAUCAAGACUCGCCUUUAGCUAACUAUCUGGAGGGCGAAGGUGAAGGCCAGGAAGACUGGGCCCCACAAGAGGACCUCAGCCCAUCGCAACCCCCGCUGGAUUCAUCGACAGCUAAUUUCGCACCUCGAGGGCCCCCCACGUUCCAAGAUCGAAUACGAAAUAGACUGCCGGUACCGCGACAAUUGAAGCCAUUGGCGAAACAUCAAACUCUGGCUAGAAUCUCUGACGUCUGCAAGGCAGUUGUUAGGACAACAAUAGGGAAGAGUGAGAAUGAACGGUUCCUCGAACAAUUUGGAUACAUCAUCGUUGCCUCACAGCUCCUCAACGAACAGUGCGCACCGUCAUACAGUGCCAUAACGAGAUUGCUAUCAAAUACUCGCAGUAAUGAGGACCAGUCAAGCACACGAGCAGCAAAUUUUGGAUUGCCGGGGGCCGUAUUCACAGCCGGUGCAUCCUUUUCCGUGGUCUGGAUACUCCACUGGGCUCGAUCGCGGCAGGGAUCGGAUUGGAAUGUCUGGAGGAUAUGUGUCCUAGUGGUUCUUCUGCUAGCAAUAGCAAUAUCGUUUUAUGCGUUUGCAAAGCGCCAGUGGUUGAAAUAUCUUCGUCGCCAGGCAGUGGGUGUUGCGUCCGUGCUUGUUGCAAACGCGCAGUCCUUUGAUUCUGCCGCUUCAGCAUCGGUUAUCUUGAUACAGGAGGUGGAGUUGGUUUCCAGAGGAUAUAGAUUAAGCACUCCCAUGCCACCGAUAACGCGCCUAGAAGAGCAAACGCAAACAAGGCGUUGUUUGAGACUCCGGCGCAUUCUCUCAGAGUGUCUUUCGGAAAUGCUGGAGCGAUACUUGAAGACGAAACGACAUCUACGACUACUUGCAGAUACCGCCAAUCUGGAAAAAUAUUAUGAUAUUUAUGAUUUCUCCCCGGAGGAACUUGAGGAAACCGAUGCAUUGUUGGCGGACAGUGCGAUGGAAGAUAGGACCUCCUUACGAACCCUUCGAAAUUUGUUUUCCAAAGUUUAUUCCGUUAGAAAAGCUACUUUAUGCUGCUUGCUCGCACUCCCAGCUGAGGGUGGGGAAGCCGAUAUUACAAAUUGGAGUACCGCCAUUGAGGAGAUGCAGCGUCUCGUUGCUGCAGAUACAGUUUGCGUGGAAAGACUGGUCGCCAUCCUCAACGAGCAAGACCAUAAUAUGAUCCCACCAUACCCACAAGCCAAACUAGCCCCAAAUAAAGACCAUCACCGCGCGCAACUCCGACGCCUUAACUCCCUCUCCCAAGGAAUCCGCGGCCUCCACGCCAAAAUGCAACUAAUCCGCGAGGAAUCUGACGCAAGCCUCGAACGAGCGACGGACGACACAGACUUCGGCACUACCCUAACGACCCUCUACGAAUCCAUUGGCACAGACCUCCGCGGCAUCCUCCAGGAAUGGGAAGCUGGAAAAUCCUCCCUACUAGCCACCCUUGAAAACUCAGGUCGCCUCUCGCGACCCACGAGUUCCCUCAAAUCUCCCGCGUCGCCGACAUUCAGUCUCGGCGGCGUGACUGCAGUUGACGGCGGGCCUCCAGAGGCUCUCCGGGCGUUGACGGGUGAAGAUCAACAACAACAGCAGCAGCAGUCCCUCCAAAGUCCGGAUAACAACAUGGACGACGAUGAGGUUUUUGAAGCCAUUGCUCUACCCCUCAAGCGGAAUUCUAUGUCGCGGGAGGAGAGGAUUGCGCGAAUGAAGGAGGAGCGGGCGAGGCAGGCUAUGGUGCGGGAGAAAUCGGAUGCUAAUACGCAUAUGCUGAGGGAGUUAGAGACUGUUAUCAAACUGCGUCCGCGUGGGAGGGCAUCGCAGCGGAUUACGAGCAUCUAA